Microsporum canis CBS 113480 is the source of this 1074-nucleotide messenger RNA. Its product is annotated as pre-mRNA-splicing factor cwc26. Gene Ontology annotation, cellular component: RES complex; U2-type spliceosomal complex. Gene Ontology annotation, biological process: mRNA splicing, via spliceosome. The transcript has a single exon. Lineage: Eukaryota; Fungi; Ascomycota; Eurotiomycetes; Onygenales; Arthrodermataceae. The record is from RefSeq and is a predicted model, not a curated record. Gene Ontology annotation, molecular function: RNA binding. Bases 1 to 1074 code for a protein of 357 amino acids.
AUGUCUCUAGCUGACUACCUGGCGAAGAACUACCUAACAGCAGACACGCUAUCCUCGGAGCGGCCGAAGAAGAAGCGCAAGAAGAACAAACAUGCCGAGGCCGAGGCUGCCAGCGGCGGAGGACUGAUAAUCGCAGAUGACGACCCUCCGUUACUGUCCAGCUCGGCCCAGACGUCGAGAUCCAGACGGCCAGGUAGAAAUGAUUCAGACGAAGACGAUGAAUUGUCAUACGCAGCACGGGGAGGGACAAGCAGCGAGUUUCGAAAAUCCAAGUCCUCGCAAUGGCGCUCUGUGUCUGGACCACAGCCUCCUACAAAUGAUGAGCAGAUCGCAGCAGACGCGAUAUUAGCAUCUGCAGCUGCGGAGCGGACAGCAGAGAUGGAGCCUGAUGAUGAUAGGCCCACGAUAGCUGAUGAAGACGACUCUACACCACGAAUGGAGUCUGGAAUGAGAGCCGGUCUGCAGACGGCUGCUGAUACUGCGGCCAUGGUAGCUGCACAGGAACGACAGCAGGCGCAGGAAGCCGAGAAAUUACGAAAGGACAGAAAGAAGAAAGGCAAGCAGGAAGUUGGCUUGGAGUCGGAAACGAUCUAUCGAGAUGCGUCUGGCCGGAUAAUAAACGUUGCUAUGAAGAGGGCCGAAGCGCGCAAGGCAGCGGAGGAGGCCGCCGCUGCCGAACGGGCUGCCAAAGAGGCGUUGACGGGUGAUGUGCAGAGGAAGGAGAAGGAGGCUCGCCGUCUGGCGUUGGAGGAAGCGAAGUUUAUACCGCUUGCGCGAACGGCGGAGGACGAGGAUCUGAAUACCGAGCUGAAGUCGAGACAGAGGUGGAAUGAUCCUGCAGCCGCGUUCUUAUCCGAGCCGAAGAGUGCUGGUGCCGGUUCUAGUGCUAGUGCUGGCGCCGGCGGAGGGAAGGUAUAUAAGGGGCCAUCUCCGCCGAAUCGAUAUGGAAUUUGGCCGGGCUUCAGGUGGGAUGGAGUCGACAGGAGUAACGGGUUUGAACAUAAAUGGUUCGAGGCACGGAAUCGACGGGGCAGGAUGGAAAACAUGGAAUAUGCAUGGCAGAUGGACGAGUAA